This is a messenger RNA of Schistosoma haematobium, 1041 nucleotides long. Its product is annotated as Phospholipid phosphatase 6, variant 2. Lineage: Eukaryota; Metazoa; Platyhelminthes; Trematoda; Strigeidida; Schistosomatidae. Gene Ontology annotation, molecular function: sphingosine-1-phosphate phosphatase activity. The record is from RefSeq and is a predicted model, not a curated record. The transcript is spliced from 3 exons. Bases 37 to 612 code for a protein of 191 amino acids.
GUAUCUCAAGGUGCUUGCAAAGUCACAUAUUUCUAUAUGGCAGCAUCAAAAUGGAUUAGGCAAUUAAACUUAUUCUUGGAAUGGACAGGUCAUGGUGUUCUAUGGAUAGGUUUUGUUUUAAUUUGGCUUAUUACAUUGUUAGUUGGUAAUGCACAUGGCAUUAAGUCCUAUUCAUCUUUGGAAACAAUAUGGAAUUGGAAAAAUCCUUCUAUUGAACAACAGUCUAACAUUGUAGUCAACAGAAAUAUUACAAAACCAUUCUGCUUACUUAUUGCUUUAUUAUUCGAUGCAAUAAUGGUCGGUUUAAUUAAAUUUAUAUUUCGACGUCAAAGACCUAGAGAAAAUAAUGAUUCAGAUAUGUUAUUCACUGUUAGUAUUGAUGCUUGGUCAUUCCCUUCUGGUCAUGCUAGCCGAUCAACAAUGUUAUUCUUUUUAAUUUCUCAUCUUUGGUUGUCUACAUCUACAUUAUGGUUAAUAUUAUUAUUAUUUUGGAAUUUAAUUAUAUGUUAUUCACGUUAUGCAAUGCAUCGUCAUCAUUUCAUUGAUAUUCUAGCCGGUUAUACAUUAGGUUAUAUAGAAUAUUGGUUAAUUAUUAAAUUGAAUUAUGAAUAGAUGGAUCUGUUAAGCAUAUAUAUAUAUAUGUCUAAUUUGGAAACGGCAGACGAAAUAAUAUUAGUGGCGAAAUGUAUGAACAUCUUAACUCAAGUUUAUUUGUCUCUCUGUAUGUUCGUGUGUGUGUGUGUAUGUAUAGGUCAGUGUUUGUGCAAUUAUCCCCCCUCUCUCUCCUUUAAAGAACAACAACAAGUACAAAUGAUUGUGCAAUCGAACCCUUCAUAUUUUCAUAUUUUUAAAAAAAAAAAUUAUACUUCUGUUUCUAUAUAUGAUUUUUUAAUUGAAACCAUGUACCGAUUGUCCUUUAUGAUUAUUAAAGAUAAUAUGUAUUACUUUUAUUCUAAUGUCCCAACUUUUCCUGUGAUUUGGUCUUUCUUUUUAUUUUUUUAUUUUUUAAGAAACAAAAAGGAAUUACAUUCUGGUUAAACA